Molecule: messenger RNA, 815 nt
Organism: Suricata suricatta (meerkat)
Lineage: Eukaryota; Metazoa; Chordata; Mammalia; Carnivora; Herpestidae
Gene: DYNLT2
Product: t-complex-associated-testis-expressed 3
Exons: 4
Coding region: 71-655 (194 amino acids)
Biological process (GO): microtubule-based movement
Cellular component (GO): cytoplasm; cytoplasmic dynein complex
Molecular function (GO): dynein intermediate chain binding
Source: RefSeq, a predicted model, not a curated record
AGACGGGAGCUCUCGCGGGUCGCGGUUGAGGCGUUUGGGACGGGCGGAGGCGGGGGGCAGAGCGGACGCCAUGGAGAAGCGAGGUCGAGGCGGGAAGCCGGGGGCCGCCGCGGCCCCUCAGCAGCCGCCGCCGCAGCCUCGGAAGGAGAGGAGGCCCAGCAUGUUCGAGAAGGAGUCCUAUGCACAGAUUUUAAAAGAAAGACUGAGAGAAUCCUUUCAUGAUGUUCAGUAUGUAGAGCCUCCGUUUGAUGAGUCAGUGGCUGAUAUGGGUAAAGAAUGGAAGAGUGCCCUGGCGAAACUGAAGUUUGCUAAUUCAUAUAGGACGGAGCCGCUGAAAAAAUUCCAGGCUCACUCAGUGGAAACUAAAGUCCAGCAGAUACUAAGUGAAAAUCUUAAAGAUGCCAAAUAUGAUGAUAAAGUCUUCUCUCAUCUGUCACUUGAAUUAGCAGACCGCAUAUUGUCAGCAGUGAAAGAAUUUGGGUACCACCGCUACAAGUUCAUUACAAAAGUAUUAUUUAUUCAGAAGACUGGUCAGGCGAUAAAUGUUGCCAGCAGAUGGAUCUGGGAUGUGGCAUGGGACAGCUGGGUUGCUGCGAAACACGAAACGGAAACGUACGUGGCCUUGGCCCUGGUGUUUGCUCUUUAUCGUGAGUAGAGAGCGCUCCCUCCUCAACUCUGCAGAGACACAGGGCGUCUGCAGGCCUGGGAGGCCCACAGCAGGCGCUGACGCCCUCCGCUCUGGGCUCUGAUCACAGCUUCGUUGCAUUCUUUUAACAACCAACAAGUAAAAGCUGGAUUUAUUUUUACCUCUAUAA